Messenger RNA from Momordica charantia (bitter melon), 2399 nucleotides. RefSeq names its product mannan endo-1,4-beta-mannosidase 2. Gene Ontology annotation, molecular function: mannan endo-1,4-beta-mannosidase activity. The record is from RefSeq and is a predicted model, not a curated record. Lineage: Eukaryota; Viridiplantae; Streptophyta; Magnoliopsida; Cucurbitales; Cucurbitaceae. Gene Ontology annotation, biological process: polysaccharide catabolic process.
UACUAGAUGUUAACCUCUUUUUAAUUGUUUACUGAAUUUUUAAUUUUUUCUGAUGCAUGGCGAGUUAGAUUCUUAGAUGCAAUAACUUAAAGAAAACAGAGAUCAAUUGGGGAGACAAGAGAAAAUUGUAGCAUGUGAGUGAAUCAGGAGCAGUGGUAAUCUUUGUCUGUAUAUCCAAAGAAAAAAAUUUGGGCUUUCAACUGUUCUUCAAAGUUCAAACCCAGAAGAAGGAAAAAAGGAGGAACGUUAUUAUAAUAAUCGUUCCUCCUUAAUUUACUCUGCUGAUUUUGUUGAAUUUUGAAAGAGCCCAUUUACGUGGGUUGAGCAAAACUGUAGCUUUUUGGGGUCGUGAAAGAAAAUUUGGAAAAACAAAAACAAGGGGGGCUUUCGCAGAUCUAAUUAAGCCAUCAAAAGAUACCAACAUUCCACCACACUCCCCCAAUUUCUAUUCCUCUCUUGCUUAAUCUCUCUCUCAUUAAUUUUCUUUCUUUUUAUUUUAUUUUUGACUGCUUUUUUGGGGUGUACAAGUUUGGUGUGAUUUCUUCAAUCAUAUCAUCUGCACCUUCCUCUAUUCUUGCAUUUGCUUCCUUCUUCUUCUUCUUCUUUGUCUCUUAUAAAUUCUAGAGACCCCAGAUUGCAUUUAGAUUAAAGUGGGCUGUUAUUGCUUAUUACCAAUUUCAAUCACCACGAAGAAUCGCUGGCUACAUUUGUGGUAGAUAUAGGGAUCUGGGUGCAUCGGCCAUUUCUGCGGACAUUCUUGUUCCCUGUGGUUUAUUGAUCUGAAAUCGCAUCUGGGUAUGGGCGAUUCUCGGAUUUCUCGAUAGAGAGCCAUUAGCAUUAUUCGUCCAGAUUCGUUUUGGAUUUGCAGUCGCCUCCAACAUUGAAUUCAUUAUAGGAGAUGAUGGCGGGGAACGGGCUGUUCUACCCUAUUCUUGGAUUCGCAUCUUGUUUGGCUUUCAUUUACUUGUCGUUUGGGGAAUUGAAACUUGGGUAUUCCGAAGCGCCCAUAAUAGAUUUUGUAGAGAGGAACGGAACCCAGUUUAUGCUGAAUGGGAAGGCGUUUUAUAUUAAUGGAUGGAAUUCUUACUGGUUCAUGGACCACGCGGUGGAGGAAUAUAGGAAGCCCAGAGUCCGAGCGAUGCUGCAGGCGGCGAGGAAGAUGGGGCUUACAGUUUGCCGGACAUGGGCGUUCAACGAUGGCGGCUACAACGCCCUCCAGGUUUCUCCCGGCCGCUUCAAUGAGCGAGUCUUCAAGGCUUUGGAUCAUGUCAUUGCAGAAGCAAGACAACAUGGCAUAAGGCUUCUCCUUUGCUUAGUCAACAACUUGCAAGCAUAUGGUGGGAAGACUCAGUACGUGAAGUGGGCAUGGCAAGAGGGUGUUGGUUUAAGUUCUUCCAAUGAUUCCUUCUUCUAUGAUCCGUCCAUUCGCAUUUAUUUUAAGAAUUAUAUUAAGACUGUCCUGACAAGAAAGAACUCUAUCACUGGAAUUGAAUAUAGAGAUGAUCCUACCAUCUUUGGAUGGGAAUUGAUUAAUGAACCACGUUGCAUGACCGAUGCUUCAGGCGAUACUCUUCAAGAGUGGAUUGAAGAAAUGUCAGCUUACAUUAAAUCGAUUGACAAGAAGCAUCUACUAACUGUCGGGUUGGAAGGAUUUUACGGUCCAACGAGCCCCAAGAAGUCUACUGUGAACCCGGAAGAGUGGGCAUCAAGACUUGGAUCUGAUUUCGUCCGCAAUUCUGCAAUCCCACAUGUAGAUUUUGCCUCUGUUCAUAUCUACCCCGAUCAUUGGUUCCAUGAUCAAGAUUUUGAAGAUGAACUGAGGUUUGUCUCCAAGUGGAUGCUCUCUCAUAUUGCAGAUGGUGACAUAGAGAUGAAGAAGCCAGUCAUGUUUACUGAAUUUGGACUGUCAAACCUGAACAUAGGCUUCACCCCAGAACAGCGAGAUAGAUUUUACAAAACUGUUUACGACGUCAUUUACAAAUCUGCCAAGAAGAAGCGAUCAGGAGCUGGCUCUUUAGCCUGGCAGUUCCUUGUUGAAGGAAUGGAAGAGAGUAACGACGAUUUCGGGAUCGUCCCGUGGGAAAGGCCAUCAAUAUAUCGCCUUAUUAUAGAGCAAUCUUGCAGGUUGGCAAGAGUUGGUGGAGACACCCAACAACUGAAAGCAUUGAAAUAUGUGUGCUGAGAGAUGGUGAGCAUCUGACUAUAUCUUAUUUCAGAGAAUUCAAUUUGUUCCUGCUAUAUUUUGGCUCUCUACCCUUUGCUUUUUCUGUUUAUACAUAUUGAGAAUAGAUUAGUUAGUUUAACCUAUAGUAUUGAAAUUCAACCAGACCAUAUAUGAACUGGUACAAGCUGUAAUGUUUUUGAGCAAAUAUAUAAGUCAUAAUCUUCUUACAUUUCAA